UACGUGUUAGGUCACCUGCCGACCCUCCCCAGGCUCUAGUUACCUUUAGAAGGUCUCUAUAUAAACCCUAUCUAGUGUUCCACAGCUUUCAAACCAAUCACAAGCACUAUUUUCCUUUUCUGGCGAUUGUAUUCUCUAGUAAGCUAGGAUUAAUUAUGGCUUUUUCUUCAUUUCUCAAGGCUAAUGUUGUGACUUUGGCCUUCCUAAUUAUUGUUCUCUUCAUGGGGGGCACCAAUGCUCAACUUUCAACCAAUUUUUACUCCAAAUCUUGCCCUAGACUCUUCGCCACCGUCAAGUCCACCGUGCAAUCCGCCAUUCAGAAGGAGGCGCGAAUGGGUGCCUCCCUCCUCCGCUUGUUCUUCCACGACUGCUUUGUUAAUGGAUGUGAUGGUUCAAUACUAUUAGACGACACAUCUUCCUUCACCGGAGAAAAAAAUGCUGUCCCGAACAGAAAUUCGGCUAGAGGAUUCGACGUAGUCGACAACAUAAAAUCUGCAGUUGAGAAUGUUUGUUCUGGAGUUGUGUCUUGUGCUGACAUACUCGCCAUUGCUGCUCGGGACUCGGUUGAAAUUCUUGGGGGGCCUACUUGGAAUGUGAAACUUGGAAGAAGAGAUUCUAGAACUGCAAGCCAAUCAGCGGCCAAUAAUAAUAUUCCACCACCAACUUUUAACCUUAGCCAACUCAUCAACAGCUUCAAUUCUGUCGGCCUUUCCACAAGGGACAUGGUUGCUUUGUCCGGGUCUCACACAAUUGGACAAGCAAGGUGCACAUCAUUUAGGGCUCGUAUCUACAACGAGACCACCAUAGACGCUUCCUUUGCACAAACGAGGAGAUCGAACUGCCCUAGAACAGCCGGUUCCGGGGACAACAACUUGGCACCGCUUGAUCUUCAGACUCCUACAUCUUUUGAGAGCAACUACUACAAGAACCUCAUCAACAGGAAAGGGUUACUUCAUUCCGACCAGCAAUUGUUCAACGGUGGAUCAACCGACUGGAUUGUCCGAACGUACAGCAACGAUGAAAAGACGUUCAAUUGUGAUUUUGUUGCUGGCAUGAUCAAGAUGGGAGAUAUUAGUCCACUCACUGGAUCAAAUGGAGAAAUCAGAAAGAAUUGUAGGAGGGCCAAUUAAAUUAAAAGGCUGUUUUGGCUAAGUGUGGACUUUUGAAUAAAAAGUUGUGUCAAGUUUUUCUAAUUUGUGUAUGGUUAUUUCAUGGGAUGACCAUGUUAUGUAACCAUUUUGUAUUAGAGUGAUCGAGUCAAGUUUGUUUGGUAAUUUCCAUUUUUAUUCUAUAAUAGACAAAGCUUUUUUUAAGAUUA
Messenger RNA from Tripterygium wilfordii, 1318 nucleotides. Its product is annotated as peroxidase 4-like. The record is from RefSeq and is a predicted model, not a curated record. Gene Ontology annotation, biological process: response to oxidative stress; hydrogen peroxide catabolic process. Gene Ontology annotation, molecular function: heme binding; peroxidase activity. Bases 156 to 1130 code for a protein of 324 amino acids. Lineage: Eukaryota; Viridiplantae; Streptophyta; Magnoliopsida; Celastrales; Celastraceae. The transcript has 4 exons.